This is a messenger RNA of Carassius carassius (crucian carp), 1927 nucleotides long. RefSeq names its product ubiquitin carboxyl-terminal hydrolase 12A-like. The record is from RefSeq and is a predicted model, not a curated record. Bases 132 to 1247 code for a protein of 371 amino acids. Gene Ontology annotation, biological process: protein deubiquitination. Lineage: Eukaryota; Metazoa; Chordata; Actinopteri; Cypriniformes; Cyprinidae. Gene Ontology annotation, molecular function: cysteine-type deubiquitinase activity; cysteine-type endopeptidase activity. The transcript is spliced from 9 exons. Gene Ontology annotation, cellular component: nucleus; cytosol.
UUACAGUAGUUUGACGAGCCGGUGAGGCACUAGGACCCCGCGGAUCUCGCUCUGGCUGGGACGCAGUCUGUCCUCACGGGGACUCCUCUUCGCCUCCGCGCGGUGAUUGGGUGGAAGAUGGCGCUGGGCGAAUGGAAAUCCUAAUGACAGUUUCCAAAUUUGCGUCUUUUUGUACCAUGGGCGCCAAUGCCUCCGCUUUGGAGAAAGAGAUCGGCUCGGAGCAGUUCCCUGUCAAUGAGCAUUACUUCGGAUUGGUCAACUUUGGAAACACCUGCUACUGUAACUCUGUGCUCCAGGCUCUGUACUUCUGCCGGCCGUUCCGGGAGAAGAUCCUCGCGUACAGGAGCCAGCCGCGUCGCAAGGAGAACCUGCUCUCCUGCCUGGCCGACCUGUUCCACAGUAUAGCCAACCAGAAGAGGAAGGUUGGCGUGAUACCCCCGAAGAAGUUCAUCACAAGACUACGGAAAGAGAAUGAACUGUUUGAUAACUACAUGCAACAAGAUGCACACGAGUUCCUCAACUACCUGCUGAACACUAUAGCAGACCUGCUACAAGAAGAGCGCAAGCAAGACAAGCAGAAUGGCAAAUUGGCUAAUGGCACACUUGAUUCACAGAACAAUAACAGUACCCCCGCCUCCUCCACCUGGGUUCAUGAGAUCUUCCAGGGCACGUUGACCAAUGAGACACGAUGCCUCACCUGCGAGACGAUAAGCAGUAAAGAUGAGGAUUUCUUGGAUUUGUCAGUGGACGUGGAGCAGAACACUUCAAUCACACACUGUCUCAGAGGUUUCAGUAAUACAGAGACCUUGUGCAGUGAGUAUAAAUAUUACUGUGAGGAAUGCAGAAGUAAACAAGAGGCACACAAACGAAUGCGGGUUAAGAAACUUCCCAUGAUCCUCGCCUUGCACUUGAAGAGAUUUAAAUACAUGGAGCAGCUGCAGCGCUACACUAAGCUGAGCUACCGCGUGGUCUUCCCUCUGGAGCUCCGCCUCUUUAACACCUCUGGCGAUGCCACCAAUCCCGAGAGGCUUUACGACCUGGUCGCUGUGGUGGUGCAUUGUGGCAGUGGUCCAAACCGAGGACACUACAUCGCAAUUGUAAAGAGUCAUGAUUUCUGGCUACUGUUUGAUGAUGACAUAGUAGAGAAAAUUGAUGCCCAGGCGAUUGAGGAGUUCUACGGAUUAACCUCGGAAAUUUCCAAGAACUCUGAGUCCGGGUACAUCCUGUUUUACCAGUCCAGAGACUGAGAGAGGCCAGAGUGGCGUCCCCUGACGGACACCUGUGCAGCAGGCAUGCCUGUACCUAGAACCCUGCUACAUCCCACCUGCGCAGGUUCUUACUGCAGCGACACACACACCCCACCACACCCGUCCAAGCCCACCCUCGCCAGUCUCCACGCAGCAGUAACGUUGGAUGCAAUGCAGUCGCAAGGCCUUUUGAACGUUGUUUGUUAGUUGUAUUUACGUUGUGGGAGCGUUUAAUCACUCGUGUUCAGUCCUUUACUGUGGAGAGAAUGUCUUUAAUGUAUCAGACUGUAUGAUACGACCGGGAUUUGCAUUCAACUUUCAUGCUGCAACCUUUUGAUUCCUGUGGGUGUGAGGAGGCUGAAGACUAGUGCAUGGGGAAAGCAGGUGUGUUUAUUAUAAUGGUGGGGAGGGUCUAAACGCUCCGGUGCGGGGCAUUGCGGGUUAUGUAUUUCUACCUUGUACAGAGUGAUAUUUGUAUAAAUAUUAUGAGAAUUAUAAUGAUAUUACUGAUAUAGCCAAAAAAAGAGGAUAGAACCAGAAAAGAUGUAUAACACUAUGGUGCACUUUUGAUACAGUUUUGUAGAUGUGGGAAGAUUAAUGUAAGGGUUUGCUUGAGAUGGCCUGUUGUGAAUUUAUCAUUUUCUGUUUUAAAGAAAAAGAAAUAAAAGUGUAUACACCAA